AAAGACAAAUAGUUUACGUAAGUUUAUAUUAUUUAAAUAUAUUUUUGUCAAAGUCAGAGGCAAUUUGGGUCUAUAUAAAAGGUACAUAUAGCAUAUAUUUGAAUCAGUAUCAGAACAUUUAAAAACAAAAGCUUAUACACAUUUUGUUUUAUAGGUGCUUGUACAUUUAUUGUUGACCUUUAUCAUAAUCUCUGUGAUUGCAUUGCAUUUGCCGUACGAUCACGAUGUGUCGAAUGUUAUGCUGUUGCUUCUGCCGCAAGAAGAAAAAGCCGCGAGAUGUGAAAAAGGGUAAAAAGGGAAAGAAAGAUGGAGGCCUUGUUGUUUCGAAGCAGACUAAGCCUAAGAAGAAGCGUCGCGAUGAUGUAGGAGCUAUAGGAAUAGACUCAUGUUGCUGUUGUGGCGGUGGUGAUGGUGGCGGAGAUGGUGGCGGAGACGGUGGUGGCGGCGGAGGAUGUGGAGGUGGUGGUGGAGGCGGUGGAUGUGGAGGUGGUGGUGGAGGCGGUUAAAAUAUGAGGUUGCUGUAGUUCAUCAACAUAUAAUGAUCAUUUCUUGUGUGUCGUAUGUUUAUUUGUUUGAAAAAAAACAUUUUAUUUAUAUAUGUAAUAUAAAAAUUAUUUUAAGGCGUGAUCUCUUGUUAGACUGGAAAUUGAAUGUAUAUAUACAUUAUGAUGCAUCA
Messenger RNA from Arabidopsis lyrata subsp. lyrata, 676 nucleotides. Its product is annotated as short stature homeobox protein 2. The record is from RefSeq and is a predicted model, not a curated record. The coding region runs from base 225 to 506 and encodes 93 amino acids. The transcript has a single exon. NCBI's taxonomy places the organism in Eukaryota, Viridiplantae, Streptophyta, Magnoliopsida, Brassicales, Brassicaceae.